AUUCUUUUGUCUGUCCCAGGGGAGCUAAUAGGUAUUGAUUACCUCUUCCGUCAGACUGGAAGGCCCCUGCAGGAUAUACAGCCUGACUCAGAGGAGGCCGAGCAGAUGCUGGAGGAUGUCUGCACUGAGGAACAGGGAGAUGAGGGCUUUGAGGAUGCUGUGUAUGACCCAACCGUUGAGCGGCUGGACCUGUCCUCAGAUCCGUCACCUACCAGCUCUUCAACUCCCUCUUCUCUCCACUCUACUGCUUCUCCUCCAAGGCCUGGAUGUAGCUCCACUGCAGCAGCAUCUGAGCAUCAUGUGAUUGAGUAUGAGGACACAGACAUGCCCCCUGUCCCAUCCGCCCCUCCUGCUGGUUCUCUUCUUUUAAGUUCCACCAGCCUUUCUGCGACUACUUCUCCUGCUGCAAGAAAUACUUCUGUAGCGCGACGGGCUUUGGAUUUUCUGCCCAGGGAGUUGCCUGGCCCAUCAGCCGUCACCGCCAGCUCAGCCUCCAUGCUUCCUCUUCCCACCACCCUCUCGCCCUCUGUCCCUACAGCCACAGUUUCCUCUGCAUCACAGCACACCACCCCAGCAGCACCUGCGCAACAUCUGGCAGUGGAUGAGCGUUGUAUUCCUGGAAUGGACCUCGUGGAUUGCCUGGCUGACUACUUGGUGGGGCUAAGACUUGAAACUGGCCUAACCCUCACCAACCUGCAGGCCAGUACAAUUAUAGCCCUGUGGCAGAACCUCCUGCCAUAUGAUCGCCAGCGGGUGGAGUAUGCUGCACGGCACAAGACUCGCCUGAUAACAGGACGCUUCAGGUGCUCCAAACAGAGGGCUGAAUUCACACCAGGUGUGGAGAGCACGACACGCUGUGUCUUAGGGUCAACAGGAUCCCCUGCACAGUGGCCAGACUGUUGUCGCCUGGUAGAGUCCAUCUUUAUCAAACUGUGCCGCCUCUAUAAGAGCCCUAAAAAACAGGGCUCUCAGGUUCUGACAAGAUGGACUCUCAUCAUGAACGAUUAUAUAAAAAUCAGGGAGCUGGUCCUAGGUAAUGGUGUGGUGAUGCAGGCUACUACACUGCAAUUGUUUGAGGUCAAUCAAACAACCCUCAUUCAGUGGCACAACAAGCGCCUGAAGAGGCAGGAUUGUAGUAUUCUGCUGCAAGGGGUUAAUUUGCCUCCCGCUAUCCCCAUUGCUCCGGUGCCUCUGCCACCUAUGCAGUCACGCCCCACUGCUGCACCCCCACAUCCUGGCCCCUACCAUCAAUACCACUUGCCAGAGAGUACAGUAGGAAAGGCAGUGGACAAGAGAAAAUCUGUUCGUCCAGCCCCACCAGUCUACUUGCCUCCAGCUAUUCAUGUUGCUCCUGUGCCUCUCCCACCAGUGCAGUCACGCCCCACUGCUGCACCCCCACAGCUUGGCCCCCAGCAUCGAUUCCACUUGCCACACACUUCUGCAAGAAAGGCAGCGGACAAGAGAACGUCUGCUCUUCCAGCCGAACACCCUCAUCCGCCAAAGGCUGUCUGCCCAGGAUUGCCUUCUCUUGUCACACAGCAGACACAUCCGCAUAGCUCUGCCCCUAUGCCUGUUGUACCCCCACCCAUCCCACCCUGUGGUACAUUCGUUUUUUUGCCCCCACAAGUCCCUGCACUGAGGUUGCUUGCUCCCGCUGGCCCCCUCCCGCCCCCAUCUCCUGCCCGAAGAAAGUACAUUCGGACAACAGAAACAAUAAAAUGCGGUCAGUGUCAUCAGCCCCGGGUUCAGGAAAAUGGCCAUCGCCAAUAUUAUGGCUCUGUAUACUGUCCUGUUACAACUGGCAUGCCACAUGACCAGUGGCUGGAGGACAUGCGGAGGAAGAGGGGGGCAAAGAAAUGAUGCCAUUCUGUAAAUAGUGUAAAUAAUGUAUGUAUAUAGUUUUAAAAGACAGUGUUAUUGCGACAGUCAAGUAUUUUUUAUCCUCUAUUGCUUAUUGGUUUUCUCUUUUUUUGUAUGUUUAUUAGCCAAUACAUGAGGAUCUCUUUCAUUCUUUGUAUUUUCAUUGUGUUUUUAUUACCUCCAACAAAGACGUAAUUUUUCACUCUUGUCUGUAUCUUGGUCCAUUUAUUUCAUUCAUUCAAUCGUUGUUACUGUUGUUUGUGGUUCUCUUUAUAAAGAUAUCCUGUAUUUUUUUAAUAAAUGUAUAUACUUUUUCUACAAAACUAUCUUGUUUAUUUUUCCCAAUGCACUAUGCAAGCAUUAUAAAUAUUACCAGCAUUACAAGCAGUACAAACCCGCUGUUUGAACAUUUCACCAAUAUAAAGUAACUAAGUGACAUUUAAGAGAUUCAUACCAAUAGGUAACAGUUUGGGUAAAUAGACACAUGCUGCUGCCGGGAAUCGAACCAGGUACCCUUGGAUCCACAGCUGCUUAUGCCAUACUCAAACAAAGUCUAUUUUUGGUCAUAUUACUCUAAUUAAUACGAUAACCUACGCAUCCUACAACAUCUGACAGGCAACAGGUUCAGUUUCAAUUCCCUGUUCUUUCCAUUUCCUCUCUUUUUCCUCUCU
This is a messenger RNA of Platichthys flesus (European flounder), 2531 nucleotides long. RefSeq lists its product as uncharacterized. The record is from RefSeq and is a predicted model, not a curated record. The transcript has 4 exons. Lineage: Eukaryota; Metazoa; Chordata; Actinopteri; Pleuronectiformes; Pleuronectidae. Bases 106 to 1860 code for a protein of 584 amino acids.